GGAUUUAAACUGUUUUACAGAGAAAAGGGCUUUGCAGGGUGUUAUUCCUUCUUGAAUAUUACCAGUGGAUCGACAAUAAGCAGACUUGUGACUGGGCUCGAAAAGUACACGGAAUAUGAAUUUCAAGUUCUGGCAUAUACUUCUGAUGGUGAUGGACCAAAGAGCCCUGUUAUGGUUGAGAAAACACAGGGAGAUGGAGGUUGUUUUCAGUAUGAUCUUGGAAUGGAAGGUAGAAACAUACCAGACAGUAGGAUAACUGCUUCUUCUUCCACCACACCAGCCGAGAAUGGUCGACUAAACUACGCACUGGGAGCAUCAUGGUGUGCAGGAACAAAUGACACUAGCCCAUAUCUACAGGUUGAUCUACAGACGCUUCAUAUCAUCUGUGCUGUUUCCACUCAAGGGAAUUCUCAAGCAGAUCAGUGGGUGAAGAACUACACACUAAAAAUAUCCACAGAUAAGAAAGCUUGGACAGACUAUAAGGAAGGUGGACGAGUCAAGGUAUAAAGGAAAUACAGUAUGAGGCAUAACUGCUAAAAAAAAUCUCCGUCUAAAUUUAGAAAAUUAGUAGUGGAACCCUUUUAAACCGGACACCCUUGGGACCGGAGGAAAUGUCCGCUUUAGAGGAUGUCCAGUGUACUGAGUUUUUACCCAGAAGGCAAUUUUAUGCCGCGUAGUGUAUUGUCUGACUGUAAGUACCAGUACAUGGUUUUCGAGUACCAAUAACAUGAGGGGACGCAAAUCGUCUGCACUGCAAGUACCCCGGAAAGUCCCAUACAUUUUCUUAGACUAAAAGUCUAAGAAAAUGUAUGGGGCUUUUUGAGCGCUCCAGGCAGCUUUCCUGUAAGGCGUCAUAAUCUUG
Stylophora pistillata is the source of this 862-nucleotide messenger RNA. RefSeq names its product receptor-type tyrosine-protein phosphatase F-like. The record is from RefSeq and is a predicted model, not a curated record. Gene Ontology annotation, biological process: protein dephosphorylation. NCBI's taxonomy places the organism in Eukaryota, Metazoa, Cnidaria, Anthozoa, Scleractinia, Pocilloporidae. Gene Ontology annotation, molecular function: protein tyrosine phosphatase activity; protein binding.